Messenger RNA from Lodderomyces theae, 4401 nucleotides. It is a transcript of the gene KOG1, whose product is annotated as ubiquitin-binding TORC1 subunit. The record is from RefSeq and is a predicted model, not a curated record. The coding region runs from base 1 to 4401 and encodes 1466 amino acids. The transcript has a single exon. Gene Ontology annotation, biological process: cellular response to starvation; positive regulation of protein serine/threonine kinase activity; regulation of autophagy. NCBI's taxonomy places the organism in Eukaryota, Fungi, Ascomycota, Pichiomycetes, Serinales, Debaryomycetaceae. Gene Ontology annotation, cellular component: cytoplasm; TORC1 complex. Gene Ontology annotation, molecular function: protein-macromolecule adaptor activity; protein binding.
AUGACAGCAAGAGAUUCACCGGGCUCUCAGCAGGUCCUCGACCAUGAGAGCACUCGACGAACAGCAGACAUGACUGACAAGAUGAGACAUGGGUUCGGUGAAGAUUACAAUUCAGAAAACUUCUUAAACACCCUCGCCAACACCUUUUACAUCUAUUUUGAUGACAAAAGGCACAGUACCACGGGGAACCCUCUCACUAAGGAGAUGAAAAACAACCCCAAGCAUUUUAAAAACUUUCAACCUAUCCACGACUGGAAAAUCAUGAAAGAAAGGCAAAAGACCAUCAGUGCCGUGUUGGUGAUGUGUCUCAAUUUAGGUGUCGACCCUCCGGAUGUCAUGAAGACUUAUCCAUGUGCUAAACUCGAAGCGUGGUGUGACCCAACUACUUUCACCGACACCAAGAAAGCAAUUGAAAAUAUUGGUAAGAACUUGCAAACACAAUACGAAACACUUUCCCUACGAACUAGAUACAAACAAUCAUUAGACCCUUGUGUGGAAGAUGUAAAGAGAUUUUGCAAUACAUUGAGACGCAAUGCUAAAGACGAGAGGAUCCUCUUUCAUUACAAUGGCCACGGUGUACCACAACCAACCACCAGUGGAGAAAUUUGGGUUUUCAAUCGUGGGUAUACUCAAUAUAUCCCUAUAUCACUUUAUGACUUGCAAACCUGGCUAGGAGCUCCCGUUAUUUUUGUGUAUGACUGCAAUAGUGCUGGAAAUAUCGUCCACAACUUUAAAAAAUUUGUACAAAAGCGAAUCGAUGAUGAUAAUGAAGGUAAUCACGAUGCCAGUGCACCCUCGUCAACGUCAGCUUAUCUUGACUGCAUUCAGUUAGCUGCGUGUAAAAGUAAUGAACUAUUGCCUAUGAGUCCUGACCUUCCUGCCGAUUUAUUCACUUGUUGUUUAACAUGUCCUAUUGAUAUCAGUAUAAAGUGGUUUAUCAUGCAAAGCUCGCUUAAGAAAAGCUACUAUGAUUCGCUACCCAAGAAUCAAAUUGGAAAUGUCAUUGUUCCAGGAAAGUUGACAGAUCGAAGAACUCCACUAGGAGAGCUCAACUGGAUAUUCACUGCAAUAACUGAUACAAUCGCGUGGACCUCCCUUUCAAGACCAAUUUUCAAACGACUCUUUCGACAGGACUUGAUGGUGGCUGCACUAUUCAGAAACUUCUUACUAGCAAAGAGAAUAAUGCCCCAUUUGAACUGCAAUCCAAUAAGUGACCCACCAUUGCCAGACUCGGUGAAAUAUCAUCCAAUGUGGGACUCUUGGGACUUGGCUAUUGAUCAGGUACUUUCGCAAUUGUUGAAAACGGGAACCGAGGAGCCUGUGAGUCAAAAUGCUAGCCAGUCCCAACUAUUGAUAGCAAAUGGCCUGGCAGCUGCUAAUGGGAGCAGCAGCUCGCACCUGGUACCUCAUGCAAAUGGAUCUUCAUCAAUCGUGCCCACAACACAAAGCUUAGGAAAUUACCAGCAUUCAACUUUUUUUGAGCAGCAAUUGACUGCUUUUGAAAUAUGGCUAAAGUACGCAGGUCCGUCGACAAAAGAAGCGCCCGAACAGCUUCCAAUAGUAUUGCAAGUAUUGCUAUCUCAAGUCCACCGAUUGAGGGCAUUAAUCUUACUUUCAAAGUUCCUUGAUUUGGGUCCAUGGGGAGUUUAUCUAUCUUUAUCCAUUGGCAUUUUCCCGUAUGUGUUGAAACUUUUGCAAAGUCCUGCUCAGGAAUUGAAACCAGUAUUGAUAUUCAUAUGGGCGAGGAUAAUGGCUAUCGACUACAAGGGUACUCAGCAGGAGUUGUGCAAAGACAAGGGCUAUAAUUAUUUUUAUUUGAUCUUGAAUUCUUCACCACCAAACCAGGUAGGUGGUACUCACGGAUCCGGAGGCUCUGCCUCGAGUGCCGCGAUGUUAAUUAACGACGAUCAUAAAGCAAUGAGUGCAUUUAUUUUAACACUUUUCAUAAAGGACUUCAAGAAUGGCCAGAGACUUUGUUUCUCCAGUGAAGUUGUCACCAACUGCAUACGCUUCAUCCAAACAAGCGAAAAUCCGUUGUUAAGACAAUGGUGCAGCUUGUUACUUUCUCAAUUGUGGAACAAGUACCCGGACGGGAAGUGGGUGGCGUACAAGGAUGGUCAUAUAAAUCAAUUGCUGUUACUUAUAAAUGACCCUAUCCCCGAAGUCCGUACAUCUAUUGUGCUUGCUAUGACCAACUUUCUUUCUGAUCCUGCUCCUCCACCAUUUGGGCAACCUCAAAGUACACAACAAAAGCCAUCACAGUACAGUUCGACUUCCGAGACCAGGAAAGACGAAAUGAGACAGCAAGAUUUGAAAUUAGCUAACGUUGUAUUGGGCCUCUUGGGUGAUGGUUCUCCGAUUGUGCGGAAAGAAUUGGUGUUUUUCAUCAACAAGUUCAUCAAAGCAUACUCCAAGUUCUUUUUGGUGGUUGCAUUCAAUCAAUUGGAGGAGGAAAUUGUACUUAUUGAUAACCCGAACAACUUGAAUGAUUUUAGAAAACGUUCCCCGGCAUAUGGCUCUAUAUUCAGCUCGAUCUGGAAAGCGCUUUUGAUAUUGUCAGAAGACCCACACUGCGAGGUGAAGAAUUUAGCUGAAGUUGUGAUUGAUUUUGUCAUGGUGCAUUUGAAUAAUAGUGAGUUGGGUCAGUUGGUUACGGAAAUGCAAGGGUACUUGUUGAGUAAAUCCACCCUCAAUAUAAGUGAAGCUUUUAUAUCCGGCACGCCUAUUUUGAGUAAGCCCACUGUGGGUACUGUGGGUGAGAAAAGACAAGUGUCAAGUGCAUCAAUGGUUAAUCGAAAGAAUAGCUUACUCAUAGAUGGCUCUUCUUUGAAAACAAGAGCCGUUUCAGCAAAAGAACAUCACUUGCCAGACACUAGAUCUAACAAUGAAUCCAUUACAUCGAAAAUUAAAAAUAUGUCCAUGUCAAAAUUGUUGAAAAGCUUGCAUCUAAACGAAGAGUCGGACAUGAAAGGAUUCAGUCGUAUAUUGGCUUCAGGUCCAACUCCUAGUCGAUAUGGAGGCGAAUAUAAGCCUAAAUCGGCAUUUUACAAACCUCGGGAUUUGACAGAACUACCCGAACUUCCAGCGGAGUCAGAUUUCUUUGAAUACAGUUGUGAGUACUUUCAAGAACCGCAAAUGUCCAAAAAUGAGGCUGACGAGCCGGGUUCCAGAGAGUAUGUCAAGAGAUUGUGGCGCAGGAAUCGGAAUGAACAGAUAAUUCAAGAAACUCAGCCACAGAAGGAGAUGGCAUUACGUGGGGAUUGGAGUACAAACGUCAGAGUGUUGAACAACGUGUCGCAACCCAAAUGUGUCAAGUUCACGCAAUUUGAAAAGAUUUUGGUUGCAAGCGAUGAAAAGGAUAAUGUGACAGUUUGGGAUUGGGGUCGUGGUAAGAUUGUUAAGAAGUUUUCUAACGGGAACCCCUUUGGAACCAAAAUUACGGAUUUGAAAUUUUUGAAUGAAGAUGAUCAGCCUUUGUUAUACACCGGCUCGUCUGAUGGAGUGGUGAAGAUUUAUAAAAACUUUCACAAUGAUGAAAGUAUUGACGGCGGUGACGAUGAGGAUGACGAAUAUGAUCCAUACAAAGGCAACAAGAUUAAUCAAAAGCAUGGCUUCUUUGAAGAGAACGACAACGAUGUAUAUACCAACAAGAUAGAGUUGGUCACAGGCUGGAGAGCGCUAACAGACUUGCUCCUUACUGCAAAAAGCUCGGGUCUUGUUUCGGAGUGGCAACAAUCGAGAGGUUCGCUCUUGGUAAGUGGUGACGUUAAAGUUAUUCGUAUUUGGGACGCGCCACGUGAAUUGUGUCUACUGGAUAUACCUGCCAGGUCCUCGUCAUCGAUCACUAGCUUGACCUCUGACCAAGUCGCGGGUAACAUCUUUGUUGCAGGAUUCGACGACGGUAGCAUCAGAGUGUACGACCAAAGGCUUGAUGCGAGAGAGUCGAUGGUACGAAUGUGGAAGCAGUCAAGACAACCAAACGGGCAACCAUUCCGCAACGUUGGACAAGGUUCUAUAAAAAAUAUUCAAAUGCAAAGAGGGGGUUACAGGGAAUUGAUCAGCGGUUCAUCUGAUGGGUUUGUCAACUUGUGGGAUAUAAGACUAAACGAUCCAAUAUUGACCUACAAUACACCCGGUAACCAAAUCCGUAGCAUUGAUGUUCAUGAACAUGCACCCGUUUUAGCAACAGGCUCCAAAUCGGUAAACAUUUGGUCAACAUCCGGUGAAGAUUUGACAACUUUGAAAAAUCCUUCUCAUGAAAAGUACUUGACAACAAAUCGAGGUAUCAAUUAUCUUUCAAGUGUGACAUUCCACCCGCAUAGGAUGAUGCUUGCUACAAACUACACGCAGGAUGCUAACAUAAACAUAUAUACUUGUACAGAUGUAGUUAGUGAGUAUUGA